CAUAAUUUCAUUGCCAUUACAAUCUUUUUUAAAAGUGAAUCAAGAAAUUUAUUUGUAUCAAACUUAUUUAUUUUGUUGAAAAGGCCAGAUUACUUACUAAAUAUUUUACAUUUACAAUAGCAUGUCCAAGUUUCCACUAAUAGUCUUCGUAUUAUCAUCAACUAAUUACUUGUCGAAUGCCGAGCCACCAAAUGACAUUACGUCUUGGAAUCGGUCAUCAGAGUCCGAGUGCACGAAACCAAUGGAGUCUUUGGAAACCCCACCCAUCGUCAAAUUAGUUGAAGCCAGGUUUCACACAAACGAUAUGCUUAACGAGCUGGAGCCAAGAUGUGGACAAUCGCACAGAUAUCUCCUUCCUAUUACUUUCCAAUCGCUAAGGUUUACUUGUCAAGCUGAUUAUCCUACAUUUUGGAAAUUUGACACGCCUCCACACAACUGUCCAAUUCUUAAGGAUUUUACAAUAACGAAACGCAGGACAAUCAAAUCUUUCUGGGACAACUCUACGUACACAUUUUAUUCCAAUUUGACAUUAAACUUCAAAGAUCCUUACUUUGUGCCUACGAUUUUUUGCGUUCGGACAAAAAUUGCAGGAUCGAAUCUUAGUACGACCAUUAAAUCUUUUGAAUCGAAUGAUACGUUUAAAAUAGAAGUGGGAGUGACACCCGAUUAUAAUGGAAUUAAGAAUUUUGAGGAAAGGCGACUUGGAGAAAAUAAAAAUUGCAAUGUAACGCUUCAAUUGAAUACGGACACAAAAAAAUUUAAGUGCGGUGAUAAUUCUAGACCUCAAAUAAUUCAUUGCAACAAUCCCGAUGAAUGCAACUCUGUAUUUGUCUUGGAUGACCACGGAGAUAGUGGACGUGGAAAUGUCUGUAACAAUACCUUUAGCACUGCAGUUUGCAACAGUAGUAAUAAAUGCGUCCAAUUAUUGCCAUCAUAUUCCCCUGCCGUGAUUAUUUGCCGAGAUCAAGCCAAUAAUUCCAUUGCUAGAAGAUACUUUGUCUACCCACCCAAAAAUGUUUCUGAGGGACCUAUAAUGCGGUUAGGAAGAGAUAAUGAAAUUGGUCCGGAAACAAUUAGGCUUGAGGCAAAUGAGACUAAAAUAUAUUUCGGUCAAAACGUAACUUUUACAUGCAAUGGUGCCGGGGCUUAUUACAGUUAUGGAUUUCAAUGGGGCAUUGGAAGGAUUGAUAGUGACAACUUUACGAUAUUGGACUGUGAUGUUACAAAAGAAAGUUUCAACAUGACGAUCCACAGCUAUCAGGCACAAACCGUUAUCCAAUUCAACAAGACCAACGAUAAGAUGUUGGUCAACGAUUCAGUGAAGAUUAUUUGCUUCGGUCCGAGAUGGAACAAAGUAGAUUGGAUAGAUGCCAGCAUGGACGUAGUCGUUAACAUGCCAGAGGAACCAACGAUUGUGUCGGUUAAAGACGGUCCAUAUGACAAAUCGAACGAUAGCGAAGAUUAUUGGCACAUGUUCUCUUGUGUUGCACGCGGAAGCCCCAUCGCCCCACUCACGUGGUUUUGGAAUUCGAACCCCCUCGACAAUCAUUUUACGGGAGACUUAUACAAAAUAAUCCACUAUUCCAUUGACAACACUGGAAUCACAAACAGCACACUAGUAGCAAAACUACCCAGAAAUAUUGCAAAUAUUGUGCGUUGCGUAGCCAUAAAUUUCUGUGGCAGUCAAAGUUAUGAAUUUGAAGUCGAGUCAAUUACUUGGAAAUGGAUCAUCAUAAUUGUGGGUUCUAUUUCAAUCCCGGUGUUACUGAUUAUUUUGGCAGCAUCAUUUCUGCUGAUCAGGAAUCAUUACCGAAAAAAAUUACAACUGCUCAGUGACGAGGAGAUUGAAGAAUUUGAGCAAGGAAAUAGUAAAUCUGAAACUCAAGCCCUCAGUUUACCCUACUCCUUGGACAAUGAAGUACCACAGGAGAAAAUCACAAUACUUGAUACGGCGAUCCUUGGCGAAGGCCAAUUUGGAUUAGUAUACAAAGGGCUGUAUAACUCUCGUCUCGUGGCGAUAAAAACCAUGAAGAAAACAGCGGAAGUGAGAUAUAUAAAAGCACUUCUGUCGGAAAUCAAGAUUUUUCAAUUUGUUGGCGAACACCCGAAUUUGGUUAACAUGAUUGGUGCAUGCACUCGGAAUUUACGAACAAAAAGGGAAAUUUAUCUCCUAACCGAGUUUUGCGACAACGGAAGUCUUCUCAAGUUCCUCAAACAGUCUCAGGGAAUGUGUCUUGACUUAUUUAAUACUAACAAAGCCGUGAUUGAAUGCAAAAAGGGGGUUAAAUUCAUGGAUGCUAAUGUGCAAAAUGAUAAUGUCAACGUGUUGCCCUGCAUAAAUACGCUUUAUCUCGUCAACUGGGCAUAUGACAUUGCGUGUGCGAUGGAAUAUUUGUCAAGUAAAAAGAUAAUUCACGGUGACCUUGCGUCGAGAAAUGUUCUCCUCACAGAAGGACUAGUUGCAAAAGUCGGAGACUUCGGACUUUCAAAACAGCUAUUUGAAGAUUAUGCCAUUUAUGUCCAAAAGCUCGAAUGUCCACUACCUCUAAAAUGGUUAGCGAUUGAGAGUCUUCAAGACUUUGAGUUUUCAAUUCAGAGUGACAUUUGGGCAUACGGAGUGACACUAUGGGAAAUAUUUUCACUUGGAGCAACUCCAUACCCUGGCAUCCCACAAUGGAAUUUUCAGUCAUAUAUUUUGCUAAAAAAUGGAUAUCGUAUGGAGAAACCGACAUUCAGCAAUGACAAAAUAUACCAAGUUAUGCUGGCUUGUUGGAAUUCAGCACCAAAUGCAAGACCCUCAUUUACCAAGAUUAAACAAGUUUUUCAGCAGUUGGCAACAAAUCUCAAACAGAUGUACUAAUUUACUAACAUAAUGACUAUAACAGUAACUAUUGUAAUGACAUAACAAUAAUUCCUAUCGAUUUAAUAAAGCUUUUCCAAUAAUUCAA
Molecule: messenger RNA, 2948 nt
Organism: Folsomia candida
Lineage: Eukaryota; Metazoa; Arthropoda; Collembola; Entomobryomorpha; Isotomidae
Product: platelet-derived growth factor receptor alpha-like
Exons: 16
Coding region: 122-2860 (912 amino acids)
Biological process (GO): multicellular organism development; protein phosphorylation; positive regulation of kinase activity
Cellular component (GO): signaling receptor complex
Molecular function (GO): ATP binding; transmembrane receptor protein tyrosine kinase activity
Source: RefSeq, a predicted model, not a curated record